GAAUAAAUGCUUUAGGUAGGCGGAUAGACAUUCAGUUUACAGUUAGCAGCCACGCGGUGACGACUAUUAAUUUUUUAGUGUGUUUGUAAUCGUUUUGUGUAAAAACUAAUAACAGAAAUAUUUUAUUAAAUAUAUUUAUAUAUAUUAAUAUAUAUAUUUUAAAUUAAUGAAAUAAUAUAAAUAAAAAACAAAAUUGCCGAAACCAUAAGUCCGUCCAAAAAAAAAACCCAUUAUACGCGUAUAUAGUCAUAUCUACUUUGAGAAAAUAGCGGAAAUACAGCAAACCGCUGACUGUGCUGGAAAAGUUGUUAACGAUCUUUUGUGUAGUGCAGUAAUCUAAAGUGUCCUUCAAGUCAUGUCACACUUACCUGACGACAACGUGCGCUGCUGCAUGUGGAAGCAACUUAUGUAUAGAUGGUUCGAUAUAAAGAAGCUAAUAACAGUAGAAAUAUUAAAUCGCAUCAGCAAGUUGUUUGAGCUAAGAGAGCAAAUUGAAGAAGAGAAAAGAUUGCUGAGAGAAAGCCUAACGAACUGCAAAACAAAAAAAGAAUUCUUCAGGCGUUGUAGAAAUAUCGCGUUUCAAUCGGAUAUAGAGGAGCCCGAAGUAGAAAUAUUCGAUUUGAUAUUGGUUGAAGAGGCAAAGCAAGUGACUACACUUCGAACUGCAUUACGAUGUGGGAAAAUCAGCCAUACUCUAGAAUAUGACAGCGAAGAUGACAUUGAUAUUUUUAGAAACGAAGUUGACAAAGUAAUGGAUGAUGCUACAGCAUCAAUAAAACGUUAUAUUGCAUCAGUGGGUGGCAACCAGCGAAAUGUAGUCAAAGGUGCGGCGAGUUUGGAGAACCCUGCAAAAAGAAGAGAAGUAGUGGCCGAAACAAUCACAGCUGACGAAAGCGAUGUUGAAGAGAUAGAGCAAUGCCGAAUGUUAUCACAAGGUGAAGACUCUAAUGAUGUGUCUUUUGCCAGUUUCAGCAAGAGAGCGAGAAUUCACAAUGACGAUAAAGACAAGACAGAUGAUGAAGAUCAUAGAGACGAUAGAAACAAGAUAGAUAUAAAAGGCAAGAAAGCCAAUAAAGCUAAUAAAGACGAUGAAGAGAAUGAUGACAUCGAUGAGGAUAAAGCCGAUAAAAGAGAUAGUAAAGAAAAUGAAAAUGUAGAGAGAACUCAUGGGAAAGAUAUUGACGAUGAUGAUAAUGAUGAUAACGACAGUGGCAAAUUUAAAGUUGUGGCAGAAAAUAAUGAAGAAGACGUUGAUGAGGAUAAGAAUACUCGCGAUUAUAGCGCUGAAGAAGACAAUACCGAUCGUUUUAAGCGUGAUAAUUUUGAUGAUAAUAACGCUGAUAAUGACAGCGAUGACGAUGAUUAUUACUUUAAAGAAUAUAUUGUAUGCGGAAUAUCGCCAGCUGAUUUAAUUUCUAGUCUUACUGACGACGAGCAAGUGGCUGGAAAUGAUAAUGAAGAGCGCCAUGUUGCCAAUUAUGGCACAAUUGAAGUCACUUCUACUGCAGAAGCCACUUUUAAUGCAGAAGCCGCUUGCACUGCCGAAGCCACUUCUACGGCCGAAGUUACUGCAGUCGUUGCAACCAGCGAUAACACUGAUAGCAGUUCUGAUGAAACGGACGUACUGCACAUCGACUUACACUGCCCAGAUUGUGGUAAAUUUAUCGUAACACAAGAAUUUUGCGAAAAACAUGAAGAUGACACUGAUGACACAUGCUCCACAUGCGGCAACAGGGUAUCAGCCGCAGAUGACAGCGUCGAUGAACGAGUUACUAGCCUCUUGCGCGAACGUGUAGAAAAGAUCGAAGAAAUGCGAGAGCCCGGAGAGGACAACACUUUGGCUUAUGUAUAUAUAAGACAUGAAAUUAAUGUGAAAUCAUUCUUUGAGAAUGAUGUAGAAUGGACAUUCUUGGGUCCGUCAAGGACGAAAAUAAGAAAAAGUGUGAUACAGGAAAUCGACUGGGAUGUAAUGAAGUCUUCGGAAAUAAUUAACGUAUUGUUGGAGAUACUUUUUGAUGAGAAAACUCUCGCUACACAUAAUGUGUUGGGUAUUACGCCGGUCAACUAUCCAGAUGGAGUGGAAAUAUUAAAACUGCCUGAAGAGCCACUAGAAGAUCUGUUAUAUUUGCUCUUCAUGGCAAAGGGUUUUACACCAAGAAAUGGUGUUAAAGUAAUAAACAAGAAAUGUGAUGAAAUAUUUUGGAAAAAACGUAAUAAUAUAUUCCUAAAGUCAGAAAAAAAUUUGUAUGAUGAAAAUGAAAAUAAAAUGCUUAACAGUAAGAGCGAAAGCGAAAGUGAAAUUGACUAAGUUGGGCGCGAAGAUAAGGAAGACGGA
Messenger RNA from Ceratitis capitata (Mediterranean fruit fly), 2335 nucleotides. RefSeq names its product MATH and LRR domain-containing protein PFE0570w. The transcript is spliced from 5 exons. Lineage: Eukaryota; Metazoa; Arthropoda; Insecta; Diptera; Tephritidae. The coding region runs from base 356 to 2308 and encodes 650 amino acids. The record is from RefSeq and is a predicted model, not a curated record.